AUGUUAUUUUCAUAAAGAUAAUCAACCUAAAUAGAGGAUAUGGAAUCAUUACUUAUGAAUAAGAUGCCUUUAGUAUCUUAACGUUCUAGAAAUUUAUCUAGUGAUAGAUAAUAAAUAAAUGAGAGAUCAAUUUAACUUUCAAUUGAAAAUAGUAGACAAAGACAUAAAGUUUAAUCCUAUUCUGUAGAAAAAUCGGUAUAUACUUAUAAAUUAAUUUUAUAGUUAAAUUUAAGCUCUUAGAACUAAAAGGUUGAAAAUUUAGUGGCUUCUUGGAUGCAACAAAAAAAUUCAUCAUCCCUUAAUUCAAGUUCAAAUAAUGUUUAACCAAGUAUUAUAAUAUUAAAUAAUAAUAUAGUUUCUCAAUUUGAGAGUUAAGGAAGAUAAUCUAAUAGGCCUCAUAUUAUUAUAGAAGAAGAUCUUUUAUUCACAGAGGAAGGUGAUUAAUAAUAUGGAGUUCAAUCUAAUAAAGUCAAUUAAAAUAAAAAUAAAACACCUAGUACUACACGUCCUCAUGCAAAGAGUAUAAAAGAAUAAUGUAUUCAAUUAACUUAUGAAGAAAGCUUUGAUCUCAAAAAACAUGUUGUAGAAAGAAAUGUUCCUAAAAAAAGUAUGAAUUCUUAUGCUUAACGACCUCAAACUACUAAAAUGCAUACUUCAACUUAAGUCAAAUCAUCGCCUUUGGUUUAUAAAGAACAUACUAUUCAUAAUCCAAUGAAAUCAUCAUAAAUUGAAUAAGCUAAAAUUAGUAAUCUUUAUAGUGGAUCAAAUAGUUAUUGCAACAAUAUCAACAAUAGAAAUAAACAAAAUAAUUACCAAAAAAUUGUUAAGAAACCUAAUCUUACUCCAAAUUCUGAAUUUUAUUUGGAUAAUUCAUGUAUUCCUGAUUUGAUUAGAUUAAAAGAUUUGAUUAUAUCAACAUACAUAAAAUAAAAUAGAGCUCUUAUCAGUUCUUAAAACCAAAUAGUUAAGUAAUUAUAAAUAUUAAUUUUAAGAAAUUUUGAUGAAAUUGUUGCAAUUUUGAAAUAAGAUUUCCCAUAACAUUAAUGA
Paramecium sonneborni is the source of this 1047-nucleotide messenger RNA. The record is from the annotation of a GenBank genome assembly. Lineage: Eukaryota; Ciliophora; Oligohymenophorea; Peniculida; Parameciidae.